UCUCCAUCUUCACGGCAGACAGAAGGAUGGUGCCUCUGUGUCAGGCAGGCAUGAAGUCAGUUGCUGUAACUUUCUGUGUCCUCUGCUUUCAUUUUGAAGCCCUGUGCAGAGUUGAGAGCUGCUCAUCAAACCCGUGCAAAAACAUAGAUCAGCUCCACAUCCUUGACCCCCAGGUGAUGGUAGAAUUUGAAAAUGGAAACUUCAACUUCACAUUUCCCAACCCCCAAAAUGUGAGCGAGUUCAGCAUGACCCUCUUCAAAGGGAAAGAAAAAAAGGAAAUCUGUUCACUCCAUUUGAAUCAAGAGAAAGUUUUACCCAAGAGUAAUGUCACCUACUGUGAGACAAAGAAUUCAAAUACCAGCACCACUUUCAUUCUUAAAAAUCUGGAAAGAAAGCAUAUUGACAUUUAUACCUACUGUCUGGAGGUAUUCUUCCCCCCUCCUUAUAUAGAGUGCCGCCUGAAAGAAAUCUAUUUGUACAUCAAAGAUAAGGAAGACUGCUUUUUACUGGGACAGGAGUCAUGGAUAAUUAUUGGCCUCAUCAUGGUUUCCCUGAUUUCCUGUGUCUGCUGUGUUGUAGUCUGUUGCUUAAGGAGCAAGAUUCAAAAGUGUGACUCCAACUCCCAUGAGUACAACAGUGAAUAUAUGCCCAUGGCAGCAGUGAAUGCAGCUAAAAAACCAAGAAUCUGAGGUAUAAGUUGCUUGUGGUGCGGAAAUUUUGGAAGCACAGUUUUCCAGCUACUUGAACCUGGACAAUGGGAAAUCAGCAUUUCCUCACCUUUCCCAACCUCCCUGAGCUCUCAUGACGGUCCUGUGCUCAGUCAUGAGACACCCACCCCAGUACUGUUCUGAGCUGUGUUUUGCUCUAGCCUUGUUUGUUAACUGGCACCCUGCCCAACCCACUGACUUGGACAUGAAGUGCCAACAACGUGUUAAAGAUGUCAGCUUGUAGUUGAAGAAAAUGUAGAAAAUGAGUUUGCUUGAGAGUAGAUUGCUGUAGUACUGCUACAGAGAGAACUUUUAUUUUCUAGUCUCCUUUAUGACAAACUUUCCACUGGUGACCAAAAAAAAAAAUAAAAAGACUACCUCCAG
This is a messenger RNA of Neopelma chrysocephalum (saffron-crested tyrant-manakin), 1091 nucleotides long. Its product is annotated as inducible T-cell costimulator-like. The record is from RefSeq and is a predicted model, not a curated record. The transcript is spliced from 6 exons. Lineage: Eukaryota; Metazoa; Chordata; Aves; Passeriformes; Pipridae. Bases 27 to 689 code for a protein of 220 amino acids. Gene Ontology annotation, biological process: T cell costimulation; T cell tolerance induction; cell-cell adhesion.